This is a messenger RNA of Colletotrichum karsti, 1032 nucleotides long. RefSeq names its product CFEM domain-containing protein. The record is from RefSeq and is a predicted model, not a curated record. Lineage: Eukaryota; Fungi; Ascomycota; Sordariomycetes; Glomerellales; Glomerellaceae. Bases 1 to 1032 code for a protein of 343 amino acids. The transcript is spliced from 6 exons.
AUGUCGGCUAGAUACACGAUCGUUUUCCUGCUCAUUUUGCCUGUGGUCUUUAUGGCUAUUCGGAUGACUGCACGGUGCCUUCGUCUUUCGCCAUGGGGCGCUGAGGAUACAGCCAUCGUGUUGGCGUUUAUAUGUUUCAUACCAUUCCUACCACUGGCGUUAAUCAUGAUUGAGAGUUACGGACUUGGAAGAGACAUAUGGACACUGCAACCACAUGAAAUCACAAUGUUUCUAAAGCUUCUUUUCGUCCUCCAACUCUUUUAUAUCCUUGAUCUAGCGGUGAUCAAGGCCUCGAUACUGUUCCUGUAUCUACGGGUUUUCAACAUCAAAUCGUUCAGACCAGUCCUUAUCUGCACACAGGGGUUCAACUUUCUCCUCGGGGCUGCGUACAUCAUCCUCAGUCUAGCGCAAUGUCAGCCCCUGCAGCACUACUGGAAUGGCUGGGACGGCGAGCACGAGGGAAAGUGCGCCGACCUCAACAAAAUCGGUCUCACUCACGUUGCGUUCAACAUCGCCUUGGAUGUCUGGAUGCUUAUCUUGCCAGCAACGCAAGUCUUCAAGCUUAAUCUUCCGCGGAAGAAGAAGAUCGGCGUCAUGGCUAUGUUUGGUGUCGGUGUGUUCCUCACCAUUGUGAGCAUCGUUCGCAUCAGAAGCUUGCUCGUCUUUGCCACCUCAUUCAACAUCACCGCCGAUGCACUAUGGGGCAUCACCUGGUCCUACGUCGAGCUGUGCGUGGGAAUCUUCGUCGCCUGCAUGCCGGCUGCCAGACAGCUCGCUUUCAAGUUCUUCCCCAAGCUCAUGGACUUGACACGGCAGACUCUCUCCAAGUCUAGUAAAACGGACCGGUCGUCUCAUAUUGAAGAGCUGCGGCCAAUCUCACAAGAGCGAAGAUCUGUCCAGUCCGGGGGCACCGGGAUCACGACCAUUCAAUCGAAUGAAUCGACUGUGGUAGAUUCAUACACACCGAAGAGUGCGACGUUCACCAUCAAUGGCACCCGAAACACCAUUGACGGCCCCUCGAUGAGACCUUGA